Molecule: messenger RNA, 1060 nt
Organism: Zea mays
Lineage: Eukaryota; Viridiplantae; Streptophyta; Magnoliopsida; Poales; Poaceae
Product: ribosomal protein L10 homolog
Exons: 8
Coding region: 65-760 (231 amino acids)
Biological process (GO): nuclear-transcribed mRNA catabolic process; rRNA processing; ribosomal large subunit assembly
Cellular component (GO): preribosome, large subunit precursor; nucleolus
Molecular function (GO): RNA binding
Source: RefSeq, marked validated
CUAAAACCUAGCAGAGGCCCGCGCCGCCGCCGCCAACCGCGACGAGGAAGGAAGCAGGAACGCGAUGCCGAAGUCGAAGCGCAACCGCCCAGUGACCUUAUCGAAGACCAAGAAGAAGCCAGGUUUAGAGCGCAAGGGCAAAGUAGUCGCCGAGAUAAAAGAUGCUGUCGACAAAUACAGCAGCGCCUAUGUUUUUACCUACGAUAACAUGAGGAAUCAGAAGCUCAAGGACCUCAGGGAGCAGCUCAAGUCUUCGAGCAGGAUUUUUCUCGCUGGAAAGAAGGUUAUGCAGAUAGCGCUGGGGCGUUCGCCUGCUGAUGAAGCUAAAACAGGCCUCCACAAACUUUCCAAGUUCCUUCAAGGCAACUCUGGUCUGUUAUUCACCAAUCUUCCAAGGGAUGAUGUUGAGAGGAUGUUUCGAGAAUUCGAGGAGCAUGAUUUUGCAAGGACAGGAAGUACUGCUAUCGAUACGGUUGAGCUUAAGGAAGGCCCUCUGGAACAGUUCACACAUGAGAUGGAGCCAUUUCUACGCAAGCAAGGACUUCCAGUUCGCUUGAACAAAGGUGUUGUAGAGUUGGUUGCAGACCAUGUAGUUUGUGAGGAAGGAAAGCCCCUUUCGCCAGAAGCAGCGCAGACUCUGCGGCUGCUUGGGAUACAAAUGGCGACAUUCCGUCUAUACCUUGUGUGUCGCUGGUCGGGCGAUGACUUUGAAGUUUACAAAGAAGGCUUGAUGCACCUAGGAGCUGAUGAAUCCUCUUAAGCUUUUGUUUCCUGUAUACACAAAGGGCUCACUUGCUGUCUUUGCUGGGACAGCUUUUGGUAACUGUGCGUGUGGCCAUGUACCAGGGAGUAUUGGAAGUUAGAAAGAUACAAUCUGCAGGAAAAAAAUGCUAGUGUAUUUCUUCAUUCUGCCCCAUAUUUACUCAACUGUUGAAAGGUGUAAGCUGAUUUGAAUAUCGUAUCAGCAUUAGUUAAGAGGUUGAUUGAUAUCAUAUUCUUGUAAUGAUAGAAUAUUCUAUUGGAAACCAUAACCCUAACUAGAGUUUUGGGGUUCCCUAUU